CCUCAUAACAUUUCGAUUGGGUAGUUCUAACCUGAGUCAAUUGUCUAUUUCGCAAUGCUAUCCCGGGUUUCAUCAUCUUUGUGUCAGAAAUGUCUCCAAGCUUCGGCUCGUUUUGGCCCGCCGGGGGCACGUCGAUAUACUUCACCGGCAAACCACUUGACAGGCGAUGAGUCAAAAGCAGACCAAGAAACCAUAUCUGGGUCAACUAGCGAUGGAAAUCCACAAGGGUCUGAGCCCGGGGCAAUGACGCGGAGACUACAAGAGGCAACUGAGGAGGCAUUAUUCUCUGGCGGCUCAGCCGGCAGACGUGCUGUGCAGGAUGCUGGAUUCUCGGACGAGUUGAAAGAGAAGCUGCUGAGCAAGAUUGCGGAUGCAAACUUUCGACAAGAGUAUUCCAGCGUAUUUGCAGGCAAGGAUCUCACAUCUGCGGCUGGUGAAGGUACCAGGCACAUUGCCACCUCGGCACCAUGGACCGGAGAGGAAUCUACCGCCGAUGCAGUGUUGAGGAUGCAGGAUGACGCCAAGAAGCCCCUGAAACCAGAAUUAAGAGGCAAGUUCCAGCCGCCUGUUGUUGAUCCCCGAAUCAAGCGGGCUCCGGUGGUGCCUCCUCGCCAGAGGGCGGUAAAUGCUCGAGAUAGAGCAUCCCUCUACGCCGGCAUGGGAAUGAAGGAAGACAAAGGCUUGAGUGAUAAAGAACGGGAAGAAAUGAAAAAGGAGUUUCGGGCAAGAUUUGAGCCAGUUGCACGAGUAAUGCCGUCGACCCCAUCGGGUCUUGCCGCACUGGCUAAUGAUCACAUUGAAAAUGCCAUUGCCAGGGGCCAGUUCAAGAACAUUACGCGUGGCAAAGGCGUAGAGAUUGACCUUACCCGAAGCAAUCCGUUUGUUGAUACUACGGAGUAUUUAAUGAAUAGGAUCAUUCAGCGUCAAGACAUCGUGCCUCCUUGGAUCGAGAAGCAGCAGGAGCUCUCAAAGGCUGCAGACUCCCUUCGUUCCAGGUUGAGGGCCGAUUGGAAGCGUCACGCUUCGAGAAUGAUUGCUUCUAGGGGGGGUUCUCUGGAAGAGCAGAUGGCCAGAGCCGAUCAAUAUGCCAUGGCAGAAAGGCUGCACAAUCCUCGGCAAUCAGCACGGAAAGCAGUCAGCACAACUGAACAAGAAUCUGGAGAGACCAGCGAACCGGAUAUCGUCCCCGUCUCAAGGCCAUUCCGCGACCCAGAUUGGGAAAGAGCAGAGCAUGCCUACUUGAAGCUGUCAAUAGAUCAACUCAACAGCAUCACGAGAAGUUACAACCUCAUGGCACCGGAGCUUGCCAAGAAGCCGUAUUACAAUUUGCAGCGAGAACUAGAUGCCUGCUUCGCGGACGUCGCGCCUCUGAUUUCCAAAGAGAUCAAAGAUAGGGCUACGCGACCCCGUGUUACGUCGAAACUUACAUCCAAGCCCGCGGGAGACGGAAUAAUGAGUAGCUUUGUGACUAAAGAUACUGUAAAGAUUUAUGACACGAGGGCAGAACCGUAUGGGUUCAAGGAGUGGUGGAACGAUGUAUGGAAGAAGGAGUAGGGCUUAGAUGGGAUAUCGUUUGAGAGGGGUUGAUGCUCUCAAUUGAUGUUUGGUCUACUGUCGCGAGUUUAAGGUAUUUGACUUGAACUUGAACAUGCCUUGUUUAUAGACGAUACUCGGCUAUAAAUCUCAACUCUAACAAAUGUUUGGCUUGU
This is a messenger RNA of Trichoderma virens Gv29-8, 1709 nucleotides long. RefSeq lists its product as uncharacterized. Bases 55 to 1554 code for a protein of 499 amino acids. The record is from RefSeq and is a predicted model, not a curated record. The transcript has a single exon. NCBI's taxonomy places the organism in Eukaryota, Fungi, Ascomycota, Sordariomycetes, Hypocreales, Hypocreaceae.